GCUAUUUUGGACAGCUGAACGUGCUAACCAGGCCAGGUUAGGUAAUACUCGGCCCUGGCGGUCAUACAUACGCAUAACUCUGUAUUAAUACCGUUUGUUACGGAAUUUCGAUCCUGCCAUUGCCAGAAGGCCACAAGAGAUAGUCCUUCGCUCGUCGGUCUUGCCUAGAUAAAGGGCUCGAUCUCUCCCUGUGUCCAACUUUCAUCUCUCGACACCAUCUUCAAUCAACUGCCACAACAGUCCACUCAAUACCUCAACUCAUCUCUUCAAUCUUCUACACAUCUUUACUGCUCCCCUUCUCCUUGAACACAUCCAUUCUCAUCUUCCCUACACCAGUAUGGCUCCAACAAGGCCAACCCUCCAUCCAUUGACGACAACGGCUCCCAAGCACUUGACCUUCCCCUCUGAGCUUCGUGAGCGGACGUUCACAACAUAUCUCGACCUGGACAGACCUGCCAACGAUGACAAGAAAGAUGAGGACAAUGAGGCUACCAUCACUCCUCCUUCUGCCUACACAGAGUUUCUCAACACUUUCAGUCCCAUCUUUUCCAGUCCCACGACGUCGCGGGCAAACUUCUACAAGUACAUGGCCGAUAAGCCUCGCUCGCCUCCUACUUCUGCGCCUUCCAGCACCACGUCUACCACCUUUCCCAGCAGCCGUCCUUCAAGAAGUGCUAGCAACUCAUUGCACCAAGCUCCCAAUGCUCUAUAUACCUCGAAAGGCCCUGUCCAGCGCAUGCGCCUGCCCCCACCAUACGUCUACACUCCAUCGUCUGAGUCUCCUCGGAGCGGACAUCCUCUUCAUUCGCCUUUUUCUCCCUCGGAUUGGCGGACUCGUACCUUUGAGUCGCCUGUCAGCGAGGCAGGAAACUCCUUCACUGUCCGACAAGUCGUUACUACUACAAUCAAGUAUAAGCGGGCUCCUCAGCUGGACCCUCCGCCGCAGGGCAAGCGGAGAAGAAACCUUGACCGUCGCAACACUUAAGACGGUUGGACGAUUUUCUAUGAUGUUGUUUCACUACUGUUACUACUGGACAGGAUCCAGGAGCACCCAAAACCACUGUAUCUCAUAGUUUACGGAUGCAUUAUACAUGGCUGGUGAUGCGUUAUGCUCUGUAUGGUUUCUGGUUGCGGUCUCACGGGUUAUC
This is a messenger RNA of Aspergillus eucalypticola CBS 122712, 1148 nucleotides long. RefSeq lists its product as uncharacterized. The coding region runs from base 338 to 985 and encodes 215 amino acids. The record is from RefSeq and is a predicted model, not a curated record. Lineage: Eukaryota; Fungi; Ascomycota; Eurotiomycetes; Eurotiales; Aspergillaceae. The transcript has 2 exons.